Ostrinia furnacalis (Asian corn borer) is the source of this 1128-nucleotide messenger RNA. Its product is annotated as brachyurin-like. Gene Ontology annotation, molecular function: serine-type endopeptidase activity. The record is from RefSeq and is a predicted model, not a curated record. Gene Ontology annotation, biological process: proteolysis. Bases 30 to 926 code for a protein of 298 amino acids. NCBI's taxonomy places the organism in Eukaryota, Metazoa, Arthropoda, Insecta, Lepidoptera, Crambidae. The transcript has 5 exons.
UAAGUACAAUAGUGGUGACAGUCCCAAUAAUGCGUUUGGUUUUCGUGAUAGUUGCGUUGGUGUCGUCUGUGGUGGGUUCCGUGGAGGUGUUCGGACCUCGCGGGUACCAUGAGGAGGUCGGCAUCCCUCUGGCGAAGGAACUAAAGGCAGCUGAGGAGCAUAAUGUGGCGAGCAUAGCGCGACUGGCUAACGAGUUUGAAGACAGAGUUGUCGGUGGAGUUGCAGCACCUAUUGCUGCUCACCCCUAUUUGGGCGGCUUAGUGAUCAGCUUCUUCAACAUCGCCGGCAACUCGGUAUGCGGCUCCUCCCUGGUGUCAGCCACCCGCCUGGUGACCGCCGCCCACUGCUGGUUCGACGGCGUCAACCAGGCCAACCUGUUCACUGUCGUCCUGGGCACCAACUUCAUCUGGUCUGGUGGCCUUCGCAUCUCUACGUCGAACGUCUUCAUGCACCCCCAGUGGACCCCAUCGAACUUAUCCAAUGACAUCGCUGUGAUCUACCUGCCCUGGGCUAUAUCUUUUUCGAACGUCAUCCAGCCGAUUGCGCUGCCCAGCAGUUGGGACCUGCACCAGACCUUUGAGGGACAAUGGGCUGUGGCCGCUGGAUUUGGAAAGACCACCGACAGUCAAGUGGGCCCCUCAGCACAAAUCAACCAAGUGAACCUGCAGGUGAUCUCCGAACAAGCCUGCCGUAACGUGUACGGCGCGAACUUCGUAUUCCCGAGCACCCUCUGCACCAGCGGACUCGGCUUCGUCGGCGUCUGCAGCGGUGACUCCGGUGGACCUCUCUUCGUGACGAGGAAUGGCCAAAGAACGCUGAUCGGCGUGAGCUCGUUCGUAGCCUCUAACAACUGCCAGGGCGGCCACCCAUCUGCCUUCGCUCGCGUCACCAGCUUCGUCAACUUCAUCCAGCAGCACAUGUGGUGAAAUGGAUCUGCCAACCAGUAACAAGAAAACUAAAAACUUAACUAAUGAAAUCAAAAUUAGAGUUGAUGAAUAAAAAUGUUAAUUAAUUUGUUUGCAACAUGGAAACUUGCUAGUCCGUAUGGCUGAAUUUAACUGAUUUGGAACAAUGUAAAUAUGCGUCAAUUAUAAAAUUACUGAACGAAUUAUAUGAUCGUAAAACAUC